Vespa mandarinia (Asian giant hornet) is the source of this 357-nucleotide messenger RNA. RefSeq lists its product as uncharacterized. The record is from RefSeq and is a predicted model, not a curated record. NCBI's taxonomy places the organism in Eukaryota, Metazoa, Arthropoda, Insecta, Hymenoptera, Vespidae.
AUGUGGAAACGAUUCGUUCUCCACAAACGAUCUCGCCAUCGCGCUUUCUCUCUCUCUCUCUCUCUCUCUCUCUCUCUCUCUCUCUCUCACACUUGGAAAGAGGUGAUCUGGUGGACACGCGCUUGGCCCUCGUUGUCGUCGUCGUCGUCGUCGUCGUCGUCGUCGUCGUCGUCGUCGUUGUCGUCAUCGUCACCGUUGUCGUCGUUGUUGUCGUCGUUGUUGUCGUCGUUGCCAUUGCCGUCGUCGUCGCCGUCGACGUCGACGUCGUCGUCGUCGUCCCCACGAAUUCCAGGGAUCAAUGCGUCGGUGCAGCAAAACGCCUGCGCCACCCUUCCCACUAUUAAAUCCCCACCAUGA